GCGCAAGUAGCGUUGUGGGUGGCAGUUGAUGGCCGACGCAUGCGCAGAGGGAUCGAAGGUGCCAGAAGGAACCAAGCUGCGACUGAGGCAGCGAGACGUGGAUGCUGUUUUUACUCGAGUGCCCAGAGAGAUCUUGUGCUGUAGGAUUCCCCACAGAUUCUCCGUCGAGCCCGAACAAGUGUCAGACCCCAAGUCUCCCCCCAUUCACUUGCCCCAAAGCGCUUGCCAUCUGCUGCUCUAGCCAAAGCCAGAGCUGAUCUGCAGGCCUGUGAGCUGGGAUGGCUGAGAUGAAGCGGCCAGUCGUUUCCCACCCUUGGGAGGAGGAGGAGUGCUUAGAGUACUACGGCAUGGUGUCCUUGCACCACAUGUUUGAGGUGAUUGGCUCCCAGCUGACCGAGAAUGAUGUGGCUGUGCUCUCCUUCCUCCUUGAUGAGACCCAGCCCUGGACCCACCCGCUGGACCCCAAGCUGUGGGCUGUGGUGGAGGAGGAUGGAACAGAGACCCCCUCGCCUCUUCUGGAGAGCUGGCAAAGGAGGAGCCGGUGCUGGCAAGCUCCGGUGGAGGCAGCUGGGAGCCUAGAGGUGGUGGGCGAGCGGCACCAGCCUAGGAACGGGGUCGAGCUGCUGCUGGAGCUGGAGAGGAGAGGGAGAUGUGACGAGACCAAUUUCCUGCAGCUCCUGCAGCUCCUGCGGUUGCUGACCAGGCAUGACCUGUUGCCUUACGUCACCCUGAAGCGGCAGCGGACAGUGUCCCCUGAGCGAUACACCUACGGCCCGUCUGUGACAGCUUCGGACCGGCAGAUGGACAGUUGCCUCGGCUCAGCCUCUGCAGAGACCCAGCCCGAUCAGUGGGAGACAGGCUCCAACUCCAGCAAGAGGAAGCGGGUGAGCAGAGGCAGGGCACGGGCCAGUGCCCUCGGCAGGCGGCGCGGGGCCAAGACCGUCCCUGCCCUCAAGCAGGAGCCCCUGUCCCCCACCAAAGUGACCUGUGACAUCCGGCUGCGGGUGCGCGCUGAGUUCUGCCAGCACGAGCCGGUCCUGCGGCAGAACGUGCUGUCCAACAAGCAGCACCAGCUGGAGCGCCAGUUCGACAUCUUCGGCCAGUCCAACACCAUCCUCAAGUCACGCGACCUGGGCUCCAUCAUCUGUGACAUCAAGUUCUCGGAGCUCUCCUACCUGGACGCCUUCUGGAGCGACUACAUGAACGGGUCACUGCUGGAGGCCCUCAAGGGCGUCUUCCUCACCGAGUCCCUCAGGGACGCCGUGGGGCAGGAGGCCAUCCGGCUGCUGGUCAACGUGGACGAGGAUGAUUACGAGGAGGGGCGCCGGCUUCUGCUGGAAAGCCUCGGCCCCCAGUGACGGCCCUGUGGGGCGGGGACACAGCCUGGCCUCUGGGGAGCUCGGUCUGGGUCUCGGGCUGUACUUUUUUCUAAGUCACUGGAGCUCAUCCACUUGGGACACGGAGACUCCUGACAACAACCCCGUCGGGGUGCUGCCACGGGGCAAACCUCUGCCCGCCUGCAGGCCUCUGACUGUGCCAGCUGGGCCAAGCACUGGACUGAGUGAUGCACCUCCUGUGUUGGCGUGGAGAUGGGACAGGCAACUCCAGAUGCACAGGGUGUGGGGCCAGCCCCCUCGAGGGCUCGUCGUGGCUCCUGUCCCUGGACAGGGGCACCGCUGACCAGGAAACUUGAGCUUUCAUUAUUUUUAGGACACAAACCUGGUUUUCCUCCUGCUGCCGUUUGGGCUCCAGGGGCAGGUGGAAAGGGGGAGUCAGAGUCAUUUUUCUUAGGGACGUUUUCCUGGGCUCUGGCUAUUUGUACAUAAUAUAAAUAUAUCAUGGGGGGGGGGGGGACGGACAGGGCUCAGGCAAUGGCUGCAGGAAUUUGUCCUCAGUCCUAGGGGUGGGGGGGUGUCAGCUGGUGUAAUUAUUUAAAGAAGAUGGUAUUUUUUUAAGCAAAAGAUGAAAAAAAUGCAAACAAACAAACAAAACA
This is a messenger RNA of Gopherus flavomarginatus (Mexican gopher tortoise), 1993 nucleotides long. RefSeq names its product death effector domain containing 2 (gene DEDD2). The coding region runs from base 279 to 1358 and encodes 359 amino acids. Gene Ontology annotation, biological process: regulation of apoptotic process; apoptotic process; extrinsic apoptotic signaling pathway via death domain receptors. Gene Ontology annotation, molecular function: protein binding; DNA binding. The transcript has 6 exons. Lineage: Eukaryota; Metazoa; Chordata; Testudines; Testudinidae. The record is from RefSeq and is a predicted model, not a curated record. Gene Ontology annotation, cellular component: nucleolus.